Molecule: messenger RNA, 3504 nt
Organism: Hyaena hyaena (striped hyena)
Lineage: Eukaryota; Metazoa; Chordata; Mammalia; Carnivora; Hyaenidae
Gene: VWA7
Product: von Willebrand factor A domain containing 7
Exons: 17
Source: RefSeq, a predicted model, not a curated record
UGGUGCUGGCUGCCGCUUGUGGCCUUGGGCGGGCGUGAGUAGAGGGGCCAGGGGCUGCCUGUCCUGCCCCCACCCUGCCGGAGCCUCCCUCCCCCUCCAAGGCGUCCUGCUUCGGUUAAUUAUAACUCUGACCUAAGUGCCCUGUGACACCAUGCCCCAGCGGCCCUGCCGGAGACCCAGCAACCAGGUCCAUGUCCCAGCCAUGCUCCCCGCAGACGUGCCCCUGGCCCACCUGAGUUCUUCACUGCUGCUGCUGCUGCUACUGCAGCUGCUGCCCCCUGCAUCCUCCUUCUUCCCCAACAUCUGGAGCCUCCUGGCUGCCCCUGGCUCCAUCACCCACCAGGACCUGACUGAGGAGGCAGCCCUCAAUGUCACCCUACAGCUCUUCCUGGAGCAGCCACCCCCGGGGCGGUCCCCCCUUCGUCUUGAGGAUUUCCUGGGCCGCACCCUCCUUGCUGAUGACCUCUUUGCUGCCUACUUUGGACCUGGGUCUCCUUCCCGGAGGUUCCGAGCAGCCUUAGGUGAGGUCUCCCGUGCCAACGCAGCCCAGGACUUCCUACCAACAUCCAGGAAUGACCCUGACCUGCACUUUGAUGCUGAGCGGCUGGGCCAGGGGCGCACACGCCUGGUGGGGGCUCUACGGGAGGCCCUGGUGGCAGCCAGAGCUCUUGACCACACCCUGGCCCGCCAGCGCGUUGGGGCUGCACUUCAUGCUUUGCAGGAUUUCUACAGUCACAGCAACUGGGUGGAACUGGGACAGCAGCAGCCACACCCUCACCUCCUCUGGCCUAGGCAGGAGCUCCGGAGCCUGGCACAAGUGGGUGAUCCUACCUGCUCUGAUUGUGGGGAAUUGAGCUGCCCCGGGAAUUUGCUGGGCUUUACACUCCUCACCUCUGGCUACUUUGGAACUCAUCCCUCCAAACCUCCAGGGAAGUGUAGCCAUGGGGGCCGUUUUGACCAGAGCAGCUCCCAGCCACCACGGGGAGGCAUCAACAAGGAUAGCACCUCCCCAGGCUUCUCUCCCCACCACAUGCUGCACCUCCAGGCAGCAAAACUGGCCCUUCUGGCCUCCAUCCAGGCCUUCAGUCUCCUGCGAAACCGGCUGGGAGACAAGGGUUUCUCCAGGCUGCUGGACAUCAGCCCAGCCUCCAGCCUGAGCUUUGUCCUGGACACCACGGGCAGUAUGGGUGAGGAGAUCAAUGCUGCCAAAAUCCAGGCUCGCCACAUUGUGGAACAGCGACGGGGCAGCCCCAUGGAGCCUUCCCACUACAUCCUGGUACCUUUCCAUGAUCCAGGGUUUGGCCCUGUCUUUACAACCAGUGAUCCUGACAGCUUCUGGCAACAACUCAAUGAGAUCCAUGCCUUGGGGGGUGGAGAUGAGCCUGAGAUGUGCCUGUCAGCCCUGGAGCUGGCUCUGCUGCACACACCUCCACUCUCAGACAUCUUUGUCUUCACUGAUGCCUCCCCCAAGGAUGCCUUUCUCACCAACCGGGUGGAGUCCCUGACUCAGGAGCGGCGCUGCAGAGUAACAUUCCUAGUGACUGAGGACCCGUAGAGGGUUCAGGGCCGAGCUCGGCGUGAGGUCUUGUCCCCUAUGCGUUUUGAGCCCUAUGAAGCGGUGGCCUUGGCCUCAGGAGGAGAGGUAAUCUUCACCAAAGACCAGCAUAUCCAGGAUGUGGCAGCCAUUGUUGGGGACAGCAUGGCUGACCUGGUUACCCUUCCCCUGGAACCUCCUGUUGUGGUAUCUGGGAGGCCACUUGUGUUCAGGGUGGAUACGCUGCUCCAGAGGGUCAUAGUCCGGAUCCAUGGGGAGGUCAGCAGCUUCUGGAUCAGGAACCCUGAAGGGGUCUCCCAGGGCCAGGAGGAAGGUGAAGGACCUCUAGGUCACACUCGCCGCUUUGGGCAGUUCUGGUUAGUUACCAUGAAUGACCCUCUACAGACAGGGACCUGGGAGAUCCUGGUCACAGCCGAGGGCACACCCCGGGUGAGAGUGCAAGCCCAGACAUCCCUGGACUUCCUCUUCUACUUUGGGAUCCCCGUGGAGGAUGGCCCCCACCCUGGCCUCUACCCCCUGACUCAGCCAGUUGCAGGCCUCCAGACCCAGCUGCUGGUAGAGGUGACAGGGCUGGGCUCCAGAGGCAACCCUGGAGAUCCUCUGCUGCACUUCUCCCACGUUGUCCUACGGGGGGUCCCGGAAGGUGCAGAGCUGGGCCGGGUGCCUUUGCAGCCCACGGGACCGCCGGAGCGAGGCUUCCUUGCCGCCUCGCUACCGCCCACGCUUCUGUCCACCGUGGGACCUUUCUCUCUGGAGUUGAUUGGCCAGGACAGAGAGGGGCAGGGCCUGCACCGUGCUGCCCUCCAGCCCUGCACCGUGGUCCCCAUCCUUCUGGAGCUCAGCGGUCCCCCGAGUUUCCUGGCACCGGGCAGCAAGGUCCCGCUCAGCCUCCGCAUCGCCAGCUUCUCGGGCCCUCAGGAUCUUGAGCUUAGAACAUCUGUCAAGCCCAGCUUCGUUCUCACCUCCAACCUCUCCAAGGUUCGCCUGGAACCAAAUGAGUCUGCCUGGGGGCUUCUGUGGUUGGAGGUCCCAGACUCAGCUGCCCCAGACUCCGUGGUGACGGUGACAGUGACUGCGACAGAUCGUGAAGCCAGCCCAGUGCCCCCAACCCAUGCUUUCCUCCAGCUCCUGGUGCUGGCCCCCACCCCGCAGGACCCGCUGGCUGCCCCUGCCCACUCAUCUGGCCCUAUCCUCGCCUCUACUAGCCCUGCCUCCACUUUGGUGACUCGGGGAAGGGCUGGGGGAGGGCUGGUGGGCAACCCCCGGUGGGGCACAGUUGUAGGGGUGCUGCUCCUGCUAGGCCUGGCCUCCUGCUGACACCAGAACCCCUAGAGGGAUGUAUCUCCCGCGCUAUUUUCAGUCUUGCCCCACUGCUGAGCAGGCAACUGGGCCUUGGGAUCCCACCUCUCCCAGCUGGGAUGGAGCUUUCCUUCUCAGACACCUGUCCCUCUCUUUCUUUGUGAGAUUGGGACAGAGGGCAAUGGACUUUCCCACAAUGCACUUACCCCAACCCUGCUGGGAACCAAAGCAAAUAUUCCUUUUUGGAGAAAAUUGGCUCCUAUUUCUCUGUAACAAAAUCUCUUUAUUCCACUAUUUAUACAUGCUUUCCUAAACUCCGGUAGAAGGAAAGGUAUAUGGGGAGGAGACUAAGGUUGGGAGCGGAGGUUAAUUUAUAGAAUUGUUCUUAUUUGAAAUUCUGAAGAAACUCCUAUUUUAUUUUUGUAUUUAAAGUUGAAGGACAGUUUCAUUAAACAUGUCUUCUCUAGAAAGGGAUUUCAAAGAAAGGUCAUUUAUGCAGAUCACUCAAGGGUGAGGGCGUAAGACACCAAGCAGAUGAAAUGAAGUUUUCAGUUGUGGAGAAGAAACUUUACACCAAGAUGUUUGGACUUCAGUUGGCCCACCACCUGGAGCCAUUUAUCUAUUAAGUCAAGAGGCAAAAUAAGGAGACU